AUGCAAGACAAUGUGGCAGACAACGGCCAGUCAUCUUUUACAACGCCCCCACCGCCGCCGCCGCCGCAGCUGUCGUUGUCAACAGACACCGCGUUACGCUCUGUGCCAUCUCUGCCGCCACCACCGACACCGCCGCCACCGUACACGGCGACUCCGGCUACCCAGGCAACCUUUGGCGCCGGGACCUUCACCACUGCGCAAGACCUCGUAGCGCAUGUUCGCCUGCUUCUGCCGUGGACAGUCGUUGCAGCAAAGAGGCGGCGUCGCAUGAUCGGUGGCGCAGCCGACUUCGCCAAUGACUCGGCACUGUCACCGCUGUCGUCGUCCUUGCUCCCGAUCCCGGCUGCCUCGGAGCGCGCCACGAGUGCGAGUUCGUCGUCGUUUGCGCAGUCGCCGCAGCGCCGCGUACUGUCGACGGACUCUGCCGCCACCACAAACAGUUCCUCUUUCAUGGACGACGAGGUCACGCUCGUCAGCGACCGCGUGGACGCGGUGUUGCCGACUUGGGCGUACCUGUCCUCACACAUUGCCGACGCCACCCCGCCGACACUCGUCCUGUCGGUCCCCACCCUCGCUCUUGCGAGGGAUGACUCUCUCACGGUGACCUCGACGGGGAGCAGCCGACACCGCCGCAGCCACAGCUCCCACAGCAGCACGGCCAGCUCUAUGGUCGGUGGCGUGCCACCCCCACUCUUGUCAAUGGCAGCGGCCCCGCUUAUUGUGGACGAGCGCGCGGAUCGGCAGUCGUGCUUGUACCCGUAUGAGCUGGCGGAGGCCUGCGCGCUGGCGCGACUGCGACGACCGAAGUCGAAGACAGCGGCCGCAGCUGCAUCGACGCAGAGCUCUCUGCACCUGCUCCGGCUGGAGCUGCAGGUCGAUGUGCAGCAUAUUCUACCCACGGUGAGGAGCGUGGCACCUGCCCAGCGACAGUGCAUUCUGGACCAGGCCCUUGCCGAGUUCACGCUGACCGGCGUGCUGUCCACCACGGUGCUGCGAGGCGUGCUGAACGACGCCGCGCUGCGGUUGUUGGCCAGCGUGGACGAUGAGGUGUUGCGACGGAUCGCCGGAGAGGUGGACCAGGCCAGUCAAGCAGAGAUGGAGUUCCGUGAAGGUGGCGCAUCGAGCGUCUCGGCAGUGCCCGCUGUCACCGCUGAAGCUCGUCGCCAGCGCGUUGUGCCGCUCAGCCUCCAAGUUCACACGCUCCAAGGGGAGCCGGGCAUUGCUGUGGGGGCCACAGCGGGUCGGCUGCUGUCGAGCGCUUCGGUGCACUCUGCAACGGCCUCAACCGUCUCUGGCGAAGCAGACUCGCCGCGCCACAUGACGACGAUGCCCAUCGCCACGCCGACGCGGCUGAUCCUCAUGGUGCUCGUGCACGCGCAACCCACUGCGACGACAUCGACAGCUCCUGAGACUCAGGAGACGCCGAUGGCGCAUAGCGAGCCGAGGCCGCAGCCGAAUGGACAGGAUCGAGAGGGCGGAUCGGAGACGGUGUGGGCUUCUUCCUCGUCCUCCUCCGCUGCGGAUGAGACGACUCGCAUGGACGAAGAUGCCGCCGUGUCACUAGCCAGUGCCGUUGUACCGCAUCUCUUCCCCCUCACCUUCGGGCUUUCACGCUUCACGACAAGCCUCUCUCUCUCCAGCCCCGUCGACUACGAUACCCUGCGCACCGCAACGAGGACCAGCGAUACUGGGAGUGUGUCAGGCGCUGCCGCGGAGGCUGUUGAAGAAGUUGCCGCCGCUUCAGCUGGAGCCUCAGCAAGGCGAGCGGCAGAGUUCAGUGGAGACGCAACUGCCACGACGACUGAGGGAGGCACACGAAUAACUGGCGCAGAGGCGGCAGCGCAGCCGUGGUCGUGGCAGGACAUCUCCGUCGGCUCUGUGCGGGCACGGUGCGGCCUACCAGAGCUGAAGCCGCCUCCAACGCCGGCGGAGAUGGCACCCUUCUCCUGUUCCCCGUCGGCGUUCUCGCGUGUGGUGCGUCCCGUGACUGCAUGGGCGGGCGGCACGGCAGGCAUGAACGCUUCGCCCACGCCGCAGCCGACGCCUACGCUGCAGCGGUCGCUCCAGAAGGCGAUUCCUGACUCCGCCACCGCUGCCGUUCCCGAGAGCGAGGCAGUCCGGGAUACCGCGGCUGACCAGGCAGCAGCGUUGGAGCGUGGGGUGAAGGGCCACUUGGCCGAGGAGGGCAAGGAGGAGGGCGAGCUGGACGACGGCGGUGCCACAAGCGAGCCGCUUCGGCGCUGCGAUGUAGACAAAGAGACGAUGGCACUGACGGGUGUCGUGGAGGCCGUGCACCGCUGCGUCGACGCGCUGUGCGGGCACGCCAGGCUGCUGCCGGCACUCAUGGAGACGGGCGAGGCUGAAGCGGAAGCCGGCGAGGUCAGCAAUGGAGCUGUCGGUUACUGGGGUUCAGAGAGCGAGGGGAAGCCCCGGAAGGAGGCACCUGCUGGCCAGCAGUGCACGCUGGCGUUCUCGGAGACCGGCUGCACUUCAAAGACAGACGCCGCUCAUGGCCGCCGUUGUGUCGGCAAUCAUGCUUACCUGCAAGACAUCAUGGUGACCACCCAGCAUGUGCUCGUGUACGGGCUGACGCGCUUGCUUAUCGCCGGUCUCUCCGUGCCAGAGCCCGCCGAAGGCAGCGAGGCACCUGCCUCAGCGGAGAGUGCGGCAGCCUGCGACGCCGAGCAGCGAAGCGCAUACUCUCGCUCCGUCUUUUCCAUGCUUGGUAGCGCCGAGGACAGCGAUGGCAGCGCCGCGGCGCACACGUGCGGCAUUGCGCACCAGCUGCGACGCUGGUUCUCUGUGUACGGCCGCUACCUUGCCGAGCGUUUGUGUGCCCCGCUGGAGCAGCUCGAGGCGUUCAUCGAAGAAACCACUGGCAGCGCCGCUGCGACGCCGAAGACUGCAAAGGCGAUGUCCGGCAUCUUUGAAAGCGGCCACAAAAGCCUGAGUGGCGUACCGAGCACCUCACGUCGGGUGGUGCUCGGGGCACAGGUGGUGGUGAAGGAAAAGCGCCACCACCGUCGCCACACCGUGGGUGUGAAGGCCUCACAGGAUGGCGCGAAGCGGGACGGCACCCGGAAGGCCGAGGAGGCGGACGCGUACGCUGUGAACUCCUCCGUGCUGCCCGCCUUGGCUAUCGCGAAGGCGACCGUGCAGCUGUGCCGCACGAUGGCCGGCAAAUCGGCCCUGUUGUGCGAUGCAGGUGCUGUUUCUUCUUGCAGGGAGUCGUCAAGCCGCCAGCACACACCGACGACGUCCACCGACGGCGACAGCUUGGCAACGAUGUCGAACACGGCCUCGCUAACUCAGCCUCACUGUUGCCAGCACUACCGCUCCACUUCACGUACGCCUUCUGCCUCCAAGCGCUCGGUCGGCGCCGCUGCCGGGGCUGUGCACCCCCUUCACGAGCGCGUUGCCUCUCUUAUGGACGCCAUUACCGGCGUGUUACGACUCUUUGAGGAGGAGGAGCGACGGUGGGCAGCGCUGCAGCAGCCGCUGGCGUGCCUGAGAGGGCACUGGCGGGACAUGCGGGCGAUCAUCAACGAGGAGUGUGUCCAGCGGUGUGCAGUAGGGCAGUCGUCGCUGGUGGCCUUGGAGAGGCUGAUGCGAGACACGCUGGCGAUGAGGGAGGUACGUGGAUGGUCAUCGAUCGUGGCGGAAGAGGUUGUUGCUGCCGCCUCCGCUGCACUCGCCGCUGAGGGUGAGUCUGCAUCAGCUGAGCUCGGCGAACUCCGUGUUCCAGCGAGCCAGCCUCGUACAUCCAGCCAGCGUAGCGUUGCCCAGCAGCCCACACUGACGCCGGUAGCCCCACUGCCGUUAAUGCUGGACCUUAGAGGCGCGCAUUUGGUCCCGACGCAGUCCCUCAAGGUACCUCAGAGGACGGUGAUUAUGGCGGAUUCGUGGAAGGGAAAGCGAGCCACGGCGGGCUCGACCGAAGGUGUGGAGGUGGCGGUGGAGGAGACGCUGCUGUCACCAUCGCUGCCGACGCCGUUGCACACAUCGGACAUCGAGUGCGACGAGCCAGAGGCGGUGGAGGAGGGUGAGUUGAAACACGCAUGCGCUGAGGAUGUCGUCAUGGUCGAGGAUAGCGAGGCUGGCGAGAGUGGCGACGACGGCAUCGAGGCAUCAGCCGCGAAACUGAAUAACCGGCCCACGGCGUCCGCGGGGGCAGUGGGGCCACCUCUGCCGCCACUCCUCUCCGCCGCAGCGUCCAGCCGCCUUGCCACUACCCUAAUGCAACAGCAGAUGCCGCAGCGCAACCAACCGAAGCAGAAUAGCCGCGCGAAACGGUCGGGGCAGGCACCGAUGACGCAGCCGCAGUCCCGUGGCAAGGCAGCAGGCUCACGUGCGCAAGCCUCGAAAAGCAGCGCCACGCCUUCGAUAUCUCUGCAAAACGCGAAGGCGCCGACAGCAGCAUCAAACAGCGCUGCGCGACCGUCGCAGCAGCGAGGCACCGCCUCCGCUGAUCACGGUGCCGGUGCCGCGGCGUCUGUGGAGGGCGCACUGGGACUUUCGGUGCGCCAGGUGCAGCAGCGUAGCACUCCGGCGCCCCUGCACGUGGAUGUGGUAGUGCUCCGCCAGGCCACGCCGUUCGUGGCCGUAGGUGCUGUUCUUCUCUUUCUCCUUCUCUUCCUGUAA
This is a messenger RNA of Leishmania mexicana MHOM/GT/2001/U1103, 4641 nucleotides long. RefSeq lists its product as hypothetical. Lineage: Eukaryota; Euglenozoa; Kinetoplastea; Trypanosomatida; Trypanosomatidae. Bases 1 to 4641 code for a protein of 1546 amino acids. The transcript has a single exon. The record is from RefSeq and is a predicted model, not a curated record.